Messenger RNA from Kickxella alabastrina, 2195 nucleotides. Its product is annotated as acyltransferase ChoActase/COT/CPT. Gene Ontology annotation, molecular function: acyltransferase activity. NCBI's taxonomy places the organism in Eukaryota, Fungi, Kickxellomycota, Kickxellomycetes, Kickxellales, Kickxellaceae. The coding region runs from base 76 to 2073 and encodes 665 amino acids. The record is from RefSeq and is a predicted model, not a curated record. The transcript has a single exon.
ACUUUUAUUUUAUUUUGAACAUUAUUAUCAUAUCACUUCAAAAAAGCGUUUAUAAUAUUCAUUAGUCACUUUACCAUGAACCCAACAACAGACGAACCACACAUGAUGUCUGAGCAAAGCAAGUUGCCGCGCCUGCCGAUUCCGCCGCUGAAGCAGACUAUCGACAAGUACUUGGAGUCCAUUGUGCCUGUUGCCGGCGAUGAUAUUGCAGCGCUGGCCGAAACAAAUCAAAGAGCCGCGCAUUUUGCCAAGGUGGCUGACCGGCUCCAGCAACGGCUCAUUAGCUACGAGCAGACGCAGCCCAACAGCUGGCUGGAAAAAUGGUGGUUCGAGCUUGCAUACUUGACCUGGCGCGAAAGCCUGUGCAUCAACUCAAACUACUGGAUUGCAUUUGCCGAUGACCCCAACGCUUACGGACUGCAUGCUGCGCCCAAGCCACUGCUGCCUUACAGCCCGGAAUACAAAGUGGGCCAGGUCUUAGACAGAAACUCGUAUGGCGAGUUCCAAGUGCGGCGGGCCGUCAAGUUUAUUCAGAAGGCUCUGGAUUACAAGGAAAUGGUACAGGAAGGGCGCAUCCCGAUCGCUCGCACCAAGAAUGGGCCUCUGUGCAUGAGCCAGUACCGGGCAAUGUUCGGAAUGACCCGCAUCCCUCGCAUGGGCUGCGACGAGCUGCGCCAGGAUGAGGCCACGAUGAGCUCGCGCGCCAUCAUUGUGAUUGCCGAAGACCAGAUUUACAGCGUCCAGGUGUACGACGACGCCGGUCGCAGAAAGCCAGACGGCGAUCUUGAAGCUGAGCUGCAAGCAGUAGUCGCCGAUGUGCUUGAGCGCCGCCGGCUGGGCGAGCUUGACCCAGCGGUGACUGUGCUGACAGCCGGACAUCGUGACAGAUGGUCUACGGCCUUUGAGAGACUGGAGAAGCAGCCGGCCAACCAGGCGACUUUAAUUGCCAUCCAAGAGUCACUGUUUGCCGUGUCCCUGGAUACCACAUACAGCAAUCCGCCGGGCUCUAUCAACGCGAAUCAGCAAAACAUGAAGUGUCAUGGCACCCGCCCGGGCCACAACAGGUGGUAUGACACGUGCACUACCUUUAUCUUUGACCGCAACGGCGCGGCCGGAUAUCUCGGCGAGCACUCGCCCUGCGACGCGCUCAUUCCGGCGUAUAUGCUUGAGCACGUGGCACAAUCCGUUGCCCCCGAGCACAUUGAGCAGGGCGUGGCCAGCGCGCGCACCCGUGACUACCAGCCGCGUGUCAAGCGCCUCCGCUUUACUGACGUUGAUGCAACAGUGCUUGCGUUGAUUCUCGAGGCAGAGAAGGAAGUUACGCAGACGGCCAAGGAUAGCGUCAGCCGGCAGAUUCGCUUUGAGAACUACGGCUCCGACUGGAUCAAGCGGGCGGCCAAGAUGAGCCCCGACGCUUUCGCGCAGCUCACCUUGCAGCUUACAUACUAUCGCCUCCACGGCACACUUGCCUCCGUCUACGAGACCGCCAGCACGCGCAUGUUUCUGCAUGGGCGGACGGAAACCGUGCGCUCACUGACUAGUGAAUCUGCCGAUUUCGUGCGCACCAUGUGCGAUGCCGCAUCGAGCUCUGUCGACAAGUACGAGGCGCUGGUGCGCGCGGCCAAAAAACACCAGAAGCUGCUUGUAGAUGCUUCGUCGGGAAACGGAAUUGACAGGCAUAUUUUGGGCCUGCGCAUGGCCUAUCAUCGUCUAGAUGCGCUGCCCGGCGAGAAGCCCAUUACUGUGGAGGAGCAAAAGGUGAUCGAGGACUUUUUCAACGACCCGAUUCUGGCUAAAUCAACGACGUUCCAGCUGUCCACUUCGGGCUUGUUCCCCGCCUAUUAUCUCGCGCAUACCGGCUUUGGCAGUGCCGUUGCUGAGCGCGGAUAUGGAAUUAAUUAUAUCAUUGAGCCCAAGCGAAUCAAGUUUGGAACCGAGAGCAAAACCCUCGAGGCAGGCAAGGGCUCUAAUAUGGCGGUGUUUGAACCCACGCUGCGCCAGAGCCUGCUGGAGCUCAAGAUCGUCUGUGAGCAGGCGAACAAUAUCCCUGUCGGCGAUCUUAGCCGCCUCUGAGUUGAUCAUGCAACCUGUGUGUGCUUCACGUGCAGAUUUCCCAAACACGGUUUUGUUAUGCCGUGGUGGCCAAAUUGUGUGGAUUUUUGCAGGUUUAUUAUUUUUAAUUUUUAAUUUUGGCA